AUGACAUCUCCAGGUGUACAUGCUUUCUUAAUAAUUCUCCGUGUGGAUCGUUUUUCACCUGAAGAAAAAAAUACUGUAGAUUUCAUAAAAACAAUAUUUGGUGCCGGUGCUGCUAAAUAUUGUAUCGUGAUUUUUACUCGUCAAGAUCAGUUGGAGGAAGGUCAAACGAUUGAUGAAUUUAUCAGUUCGUCUGAUGAAUUGCAGGAAUUAGUCAACAGCUGUGGAAAUCGUAAAUUGGCUCUUAACAAUAAACUAAAUGGUGAACAGUUAGACAGAGUGACUAAACGAUUGCUUCAAAUGAUUGAUCAAAUGGUACAACGAAAUAAUGGUAAUUAUUAUACCAAUGCUGAAUAUCAACGAAUUGAGAAGGAACGACGAGAAGAGCAAGCAAGACGAGACGAACAAACGCGUAGAGAAAAAAAAGAAUAUGAAGACUCAUUAGUUGCAAGUGCAAGAGAAGAAGAACGAAAAAGGGGUGAAAAACGAGAACAAGAAGAACGAGACAGACGCUGUCGAAUGAACCAAAAUUAUGAUGAUGAUGAUGGUUCCUUGUUUGAUGGAAUGCGUCAAAUGAUGUUGGGUAAUCGUAUGCCUUAUCAAUCAUCAAUGUCUACUAGUUCUAGAAACCCUGGAGGCAGUGGUGGCCGAUUCACAGGUGAGUUUAUGGCAACUCGCGGCAGUGCAAAUAAUCGACCUAUUAUGGAAGGAUCCAGAGGUGGACAGUUUUAUUAUAAUGCCAACGGUAAUAAGACUUAUUUACGGAAGUAA
Molecule: messenger RNA, 768 nt
Organism: Rotaria sp. Silwood2
Lineage: Eukaryota; Metazoa; Rotifera; Eurotatoria; Philodinida; Philodinidae
Source: the annotation of a GenBank genome assembly